CUCAAACCCGAUCAGUGCUGCAAUUUAUUACCCGGUAAACACGUGGGAGUAGUAUUUCAGCGCAACAAGAUAAACUACUACACCAUAUCUCGCGAUAAAGGACGCUCCCUCUGUGCUCGUCUAUUGUGAGAGUUUUCCAACACUCGCGUGAUCUUUGAAGUUUCCCACGCCUGUUGUUGUGGCGUCUGCCCUUUUCGCUCACUCUCUCUCUGUUGAUGCUACCCGCCGCCUCCCCUUUUCUCUCUGUCUUCCUCACCCACCCCCUUUCUCUCCGUCUCUCUUGUCCCUACACCUUCAGUCUGCUUCUGUUGUCUCGGCGGAUUGUUGGGCUGUGGGAGAGAAAGAAUAUCGCGAGUAUUGGAGUUUUGGUGAGAGUUUGUGGAAGAUGGCGCCUGUUGUGACAGGGAAGUUCGGGGAGCGCCCUCAGCCACAGCGCCUAACAAGAGAAGCAAUGAGGAAUUACCUGAAGGAGCGAGGUGACCAAACUGUCAUGAUCCUGCAUGCAAAAGUUGCACAGAAAUCCUAUGGCAAUGAGAAAAGGUUCUUCUGCCCUCCCCCCUGCGUGUACCUGAUGGGCAGUGGCUGGAAGAAAAAGAAGGACCAGAUGGAGCGAGAUGGCUGCUCUGAGCAGGAGUCGCAGCCUUGUGCCUUCAUCGGCAUCGGCAACAGCGACCAAGAAAUGCAGCAGCUUAACUUAGAGGGAAAGAAUUAUUGCACAGCCAAAACCUUGUACAUAUCUGACUCCGACAAAAGAAAGCACUUCAUGUUGUCUGUCAAGAUGUUCUAUGGAAACAGCGCCGACAUCGGUGUCUUCCUCAGCAAGAGGAUCAAAGUCAUCUCCAAACCCUCCAAAAAGAAGCAGUCGCUCAAAAAUGCUGACUUGUGCAUAGCAUCAGGGACCAAGGUGGCGCUGUUCAACCGGCUGCGGUCCCAAACAGUCAGCACGCGCUAUCUGCACGUGGAGGGCGGCAACUUUCACGCCAGCUCCCAGCAGUGGGGCGCUUUUUACAUCCACCUAUUGGAUGAUGAGGAGUCAGAAGGAGAAGAGUUCACUGUGAGAGACGGUUAUAUCCACUACGGCCAGACAGUCAAGCUGGUUUGCUCCGUCACCGGCAUGGCCCUGCCCAGAUUGAUCAUCCGUAAGGUGGACAAGCAGACGGCGCUGCUGGAUGCCGACGACCCUGUCUCCCAGCUCCACAAGUGUGCCUUCUACCUGAAGGACACAGAACGCAUGUACCUGUGCCUUUCCCAAGAAAGGAUCAUUCAGUUUCAAGCCACUCCAUGCCCAAAGGAACCAAACAAGGAGAUGAUCAAUGACGGCGCCUCCUGGACAAUCAUCAGCACAGACAAGGCUGAAUACACUUUCUACGAGGGCAUGGGCCCUGUCCACUCGCCUGUCACCCCCGUGCCUGUGGUAGAGAGCUUACAGCUGAACGGUGGCGGCGAUGUCGCCAUGUUGGAGCUGACAGGACAAAACUUCACUCCAAAGCUACGGGUCUGGUUCGGCGAUGUUGAGGCUGAGACCAUGUACAGGUGUGCAGAGAGCAUGCUGUGUGUUGUGCCCGACAUCUCCGCCUUCCGUGAGGGCUGGCGCUGGGUGCGGCAGCCUGUCCAGGUGCCUGUGACACUGGUGAGGAAUGAUGGAAUCAUCUACUCCACCACACUGACCUUCACCUACACACCGGAGCCCGGGCCGCGGCCGCACUGCAGCGCCGCCGGGGCCAUCCUGCGGGCUGGAAACUCGAGCCUGCUGAGCAGCAGCAGCCAGGAGCCCGGCGCUGCCGUAUAUGGCCCCAGCAGCACCAACGCAGGAGUCACAUCCUCAUCCUCCACCUCUGCAGCUGUGGUCUCGUAACGCACGCAGUACAACAUGCCUUGAGAGCAAACGUACCGGAAGGUAUAUAAAGACUAUGGGAAAUAAUAAAAACUGACUCACUCUGAAGUGCUGCGUGUUAAUCUUGGAUACAAAGAAACUGAAGCGGAAAAAUCGGCAGGACAAAGGAGCAAACGCAGGUGAAAUCUGAAGGAGUGACAUCAAGUUGAACGGAAGUGAACGCGCUCCUUGACACGCCCCCUCUCCUGUGGUUACUUUAGGGACUUGCCUAUCCAGGUCUGGUGUUUGGAAUGAGUGAAGUUCCUGCAGGCUCAGAGCACCAGCACCAUUCUGUGGCUGCAAGAAUGGAAACCACAACAACAAUACAUCCACCGUGUGCAAAAAAACGCUCUUGAAAGGAAAGUAUAUUUUUGCGCUGCCCUGCUCCCCCCCUCCUCCUACUCAACCCUCCACCCCGUCUCUUAUAAAUAUUCCUUUUGUGUUUGUAUUAUUUUGCAUUAAUUUGUGGUCUUCUUAAGGGGGCUGGAUGUAUUGUUGUUGGAGGAAGCACGGGGAUGAAGAGGGACUCACCUAAAAACAUGACGAUAACAUAGUUUUUAUGGACCAAGGAUCUUGUAUAAGCUUUAGUAAAGGUACAUUUUUCUCCAUACCUUUUUUGUAUUAAACAUAUAGUCCACUUUUGUUACCAAAUAGUUUCUAUUCUUCCUCUGAGCUUGGGCUUUGUUUUCCCCCGUUGAGGUCCAAAAUCCCAACCUGUAUAUUAUUGCAACCUUACUACAGACACCUGCUUUUUCAGUCUUUGGACUGAGCUUUUGUUUUGAUACUCUUGCUUCUUUUGUUGGGGAAAAAUCUGAAGUUUGGGUUGUUUAUUUACGUAAGUGAAGGUUUUUUUUUUUUUUUAAUAAAUAACCUCAGAGGGCCUAUUUUUUAAUCAUUGGUUUUUAUGAAGUCUUUAAAAAGAAAAGCUUUAAGCAAUGCCUCUGCCUUGCCUGCAAUACUCUGUGUGCGCUAUGUCUCCUUUGGAACGUAUACACAUCAGUACAUCUCAUAUGGAGCCAUAGCAACAUUUGCAGAAUACAGUGCCUUGCGAAAGUAUUCGGCCCCCUUGAACUUUGCGACCUUUUGCCACA
Messenger RNA from Monopterus albus (swamp eel), 2964 nucleotides. It is a transcript of the gene rbpjb, whose product is annotated as recombination signal binding protein for immunoglobulin kappa J region b. Gene Ontology annotation, cellular component: nucleus. Gene Ontology annotation, biological process: regulation of transcription by RNA polymerase II. Lineage: Eukaryota; Metazoa; Chordata; Actinopteri; Synbranchiformes; Synbranchidae. The coding region runs from base 386 to 1855 and encodes 489 amino acids. Gene Ontology annotation, molecular function: RNA polymerase II cis-regulatory region sequence-specific DNA binding; DNA-binding transcription activator activity, RNA polymerase II-specific. The transcript is spliced from 11 exons. The record is from RefSeq and is a predicted model, not a curated record.